AUGACUCACAAAGACUCAAACCCAGGAAAAUCGGCCUUGAAUGGACGUCAGGAACCUAGUGAACCCGAGUUCAACCAAAACGUUCAGUGA
Molecule: messenger RNA, 90 nt
Organism: Sclerotinia sclerotiorum 1980 UF-70
Lineage: Eukaryota; Fungi; Ascomycota; Leotiomycetes; Helotiales; Sclerotiniaceae
Exons: 3
Coding region: 1-90 (29 amino acids)
Source: RefSeq, a predicted model, not a curated record